UGCUGCCUUUGAGGAACAUGAAGGUGGAGUGUGCAUGGGGACCCCUCAGAAGUGAAAAUCAGUACUGGAAAGAUGGCAGUCAAUGUCUGGAGGACAGGACCAGGAACGGAAGAAGACAAAGCGGAGGGGAGACCUGUAUUCCAUCCAGACCUCUCUCAUCGUGGCUGCCCUCAAGAAAAUGCUGCCCAUUGGUUUGAAUAUGUGCACGCCAGGCGAUCAGGAGCUAAUCUCCCUGGCCAAAUCUCGAUACAGCUAUAGGGACACAGAUGAAGAGGUGAAGGAACAUCUGCGGAAUAACCUGCACCUGCAGGAGAAGUCUGAUGACCCAGCAGUAAAGUGGCAGCUGAACCUCUACAAAGAUGUUUUAAAGAGUGAAGAACCUUUCAAUCCAGAAAAGACUGUAGAGCGUGUUCAGAGAAUUUCAGCAGCUGUCUUCCACCUGGAGCAGGUGGAACAGCCUUUGAGGUCCAAGAAGGCGGUCUGGCACAAACUGUUGUCAAAGCAGCGGAAACGGGCAGUGGUAGCCUGUUUCAGGAUGGCCCCUCUCUACAACCUGCCCAGACACAAAAUUAACAAUUUCUUCCUGACCACCUUUCAACGGGUUUGGCUGGAAAAGGUUAAUGAAAAAACUCAGUAUGACAGGCUUAUACCCAUUUUAAUGAAAUCCCCCAAGGUGGAAGAGGAGGAGGAAGAGGAGACAGAAAAGCAACCAGACCCACUUCAUCAGAUCAUUCUCCAUUUUAGCCGCAAUGCUCUCAUGGAGAGGAGCAAAUUGGAAGAUGACUCCUUGUACACGUCCUAUUCCAGCAUGAUGGCUAAGGUACACCUGCGUUUCUGCCCAUUGUCUCAGGCUGUCUUCCCUUUUACCUCUGCAGACACACGGAAACUGUCAUUUUGAACAGCGGGGUGUAGGACUCGGUCAUGACCUGGGCUGCAGGCACUGCACAGUUCAUGUACCACAGGGGUGACAUUGGCAAACCAUCCCACCGUCCUCGUAAGGAAACCCUGAAGCUUUGCUGAGACGGUGGGUGCCACUGGCUUGUUCACCUGGCGGCUCCAGGCCAGCUACGUGGAGUUCAGGCUUACAGACUAUCCUUACAUUUCCAGUCAACGUUGAGAACACACCCAAAAAUUCAAACAUACCUGUAGGUGAAGGAAGUUCAGUACCUUUGGAAAUAGGCUUUAGAAACUGGAACGAGAUCCUAGUGCUCUGGCAGAGGUGAGUGACCUUAUUCCUAUGUCACGUAGAGGGACAGUGGCCUCUGGAAUGCUGAGUGGUAAGGGAACUCCUCCUUCUCAAAUGGGGAACCUUCACGUCCAGCAGAAAGAGAGAUAUGUGGGGGGACGGGAGCACCUGUUCCUUUACUUGCUGCACCACAGGGUCACAAUGGGAAGGGGCACCGUAGGAUUCACAUCCUGGGUAUCUCCAGUCUUCUUGCCGAGCCCCUGGCUCUUGUGUAGAAAGGGACAGCUCCCUGCACUCCCGGCUUCAUGUACACCAGAACUUUACUAGGUAGAAGAGUUCAGGUCUGUGGUUAAACCAGAUAGGUCCCUAUUGACUGCGUGAACUCAGUGUUCCCAUUUCUCAUUUCUGAACCCCUUGGUAACUGCAAAGAAGACAUUUUGAGUAGACUGUUGCCCUGCAGUGGUCAAAAUGUUCUUGGUUUUACCAAGUGCUGAAGUCCUUAGGGGCCUGUGAAUUACAUCCCAUCCCCUGCCCUUGCUCGGGAGAACAGUCUCAUUUGUUAGACUCACCUUUCUUUGUCUCCUCCUUUGCCUGCUCCAUGGAAUCCAGAGUUGUCAGAGUGGGGAGGACGAAGAAGAGGAGGAAGACAAGGAGAAAACAU
Molecule: messenger RNA, 1847 nt
Organism: Leptonychotes weddellii (Weddell seal)
Lineage: Eukaryota; Metazoa; Chordata; Mammalia; Carnivora; Phocidae
Source: RefSeq, a predicted model, not a curated record